AUGAAGUUCCGCAAGCUUUCGGCAGCUUUCCUCGUCUCGCUGCUUCAUGCGCCUCAAUUGGUUGCCGCAGCUCUCAAUGCGACCGAAACUGACACUCAGUUGGUCAUCUCCAAUGACCGUCUGUACGCGGCUGUCCAGAAGAAGGGCGGUGCUAUCGUGAAGCUCACCCUCGACGGGACAAAUCUGCUCGGCAGCCCGUCAGGCUCGACAGGCAUCGGCCCCUACCUCGACUGCUACUGCACACCCAAGGGUUUCUGGACUCCAGGCUCUGUGACUCCAAAAUACAAGCUCUUCAAGGGUAAAGACUCCAAGGGCAAGGAUUAUGGCGGUAUUGUUAUGUCCGACACAUACGCCGAGACGGGACAGGUCCUGGAACAAUACUGGUUCCUGAGAGACGGCGAAACCGGCCUGCAUACAUUCAGCCGAGUCGCAUACCACAAUGAGGAGCAGCCGUUUCUGCGCAACCUACAAGAACUUCGAACGCUCUUCCGACCGAACAACGAUAUGUGGACUCAUCUCCUGACCAACACGAAGCAAUACGCGCCUCUCCCGGGUAAGGAGGCUAAGGAGAAGCAAGUCGUGGUACAGGAUGCUACAUGGUAUCUGGGUAACACUCCCGACGAUCCUUAUGUCAAGCAGGAGGCGGAUUACUUUACCAAAUACACAUUCCAGGACAACUGGCGUGAUAUUGAUGCUUAUGGACUGUUCGCCGAUGGCUCUAAGACUGAGGACGGAGAUGCUUAUGGCGCUUGGCUUGUUAUGAAUACCAAGGACACUUACUUUGGAGGACCACUGCACUCUGAUUUGGUUGUUGAUGGUAUUCUGUACAACUAUAUUAGCUCUAACCACCACGGAGACCAAACACCCAAUAUCACCAACGGAUUUGACAGAACCUUUGGACCUCAAUACUUUCACUUUAAUCGUUUCCCUGGCGAGACCGAUAUCCUGAAGGCCCAGGCCGACGCGGCGCAAUACGCGGACCCUGAAUGGAACGCCGAUUUUUACGAUUCAAUCGCGAAGCAUGUUCCCAAUUAUGUACCAAGCAAGUCCAGAGGAUCUUUUCAAGUUAAGGUCGAUCUUCCCAAGGGAGCCAAGAACCCCAUCGCUGUUCUCGCACAGAGCGGCGUUGACUUUCAGGAUAACGUCUUCGAUACAAAGGCGUACCAGUACUGGGCUAAUCUCGACGAGAGCGGCCGAGCUACAAUUCCCCGAGUAAAGUCGGGAACUUACCGUCUCACUGUGUAUGCCGAUAAUGUUUUUGGGCAAUACACUGAGGAUAAGGUCAAGGUCAAGGCUGGCAAGACUGAGAAGAAGAACGUUCGCUGGAGGGAAGAGUCCGCGGGCAAGGAGCUCUGGCGAAUUGGCACACCCGACAAGACCUCUGGUGAAUACCGUCACGGUUUCGAGCCUGAUACGUCCAAGCCGCUGCAGCCGGAACAGUACCGCAUCUACUGGGGUAACUGGGACUUUGUCAAGGACUUCCCUGACGGAGUCAACUUCAAGGUUGGCGAGAGCGAUGUUGGUAAGGAUCUCAACUACGUACACUGGAGUGUAUUCGGUGGAAAGGGUAACUAUCCACGCCCAGAACAGUAUGUGGGCAAUGGCGAUGUCAAUAACUGGACUAUUGCCUUUGAUCUGAGGGAGUCGCAGUUCAAGCGUAAGAAGCAGGCGACUUUCACUGUUCAGCUCGCGGGCGCCAAGACUGCUGCUGGGAACACAGAUAUUUACAAUGCCUCUGAACCUCAUUCGAACUUGAAGUAUACCGUCAACAUCAACGGCAAGGAUCUUGAGCCAUGGGUUAUUCCAUACCACCAAAGCAGCUCUUGCGCCGUUCGCUCUUCGGUGAGCUGUUACAACAUCGCGCACAAGUUUGAGUUCGAUGCCAGGUUCUUGAAGAAGGGCGAGAAUGAGAUUGUGCUGAGCUUGCCUUUUAAUGCGACGAACUAUGAAUCUGCUGUGCUGCCCACGACGGUGUACGUGCAGUAUGAUGCGCUCAGGCUGGAGAUCGACUAG
Fusarium sp. VM40 is the source of this 2013-nucleotide messenger RNA. NCBI's taxonomy places the organism in Eukaryota, Fungi, Ascomycota, Sordariomycetes, Hypocreales, Nectriaceae. The record is from the annotation of a GenBank genome assembly.